UGUCAAAACAUUGUUUUGCACGCUACUUUUUAGGUUAUAUUUGUUAUUGUGCUGAAUAAAGAGAUUUAACUUAAUAUGGGAAAACGUAAAACCAAAAAUCAAGAAAAGAAGAAAAAAAUAACUCUAGUGUUCGACGAAAGCCAAAGAAAGGAUUACUUGUGCGGUUUCCGUAAGAGAAAGCUUGAAAGGAAGAAAAAGGCUCAAGAAGAAAUUCAGCGUUUAUUGAAGGAAGAGAAGAAAAGAAUAAAACAAGAGAAUAAAGAGUCCUACAAAAAACUUGUAGUCUCCAGUAGACCCUUACCUGACAUUGAACAGCUACUUAAAGAAGAGUAUGAAGAUGAUGAUGUAAAUGUCAAAAUAGUUGAACUGUCAUCAGACACUUUGCAAAAAAAAGACUUGGUUAUAGGUGAGAACAGACCUCAAGAAAAAAUAGAAAAGAAAUCUAUCAAAAAACCAAAAGUAACUUCAGCGGAAAGUGUUCCUGGCAUGGGUUCAGAUACUGAAAUGGAAUCUGCUGAUGAAGAGGAAAAUGAUGAUAAUGAUAAAGAUGAUAAAAAACCAAAAUCCAAAAAAGAGUUAAAACAUAUGCUGAUGCAGCAAGCAAAGAAGAAGAUGCAGAAGAGCAAAGUAUUCCAAAUGAAGAGCAAGUUGGACAGAGUACAAAAUAAGAAGAAAUCUCACCAAAAGAAGGAACACAUGGCCAGGACAAAGGCCAAAUCGGGCAAACCUGGCAAACCAAGAAAGGAGAAGUCGAAAAAGAAUUUUGGUAGAAGAAAACAUUAAAAAUAAAGUAUUAUAAAAUACUAAUUGUUUAUUUUAAAAGAUACUUGAUUUACAUAAUUAUAUAACAAUCAAAUCAAAAUUAACAAUC
This is a messenger RNA of Cydia fagiglandana, 871 nucleotides long. It is a transcript of the gene vito, whose product is annotated as nucleolar protein 12. Gene Ontology annotation, molecular function: rRNA binding. The transcript has 3 exons. Gene Ontology annotation, cellular component: nucleolus. The record is from RefSeq and is a predicted model, not a curated record. Bases 76 to 783 code for a protein of 235 amino acids. Lineage: Eukaryota; Metazoa; Arthropoda; Insecta; Lepidoptera; Tortricidae.